This is a messenger RNA of Penicillium argentinense, 807 nucleotides long. RefSeq names its product DUF4112 domain-containing protein. Lineage: Eukaryota; Fungi; Ascomycota; Eurotiomycetes; Eurotiales; Aspergillaceae. The coding region runs from base 1 to 807 and encodes 268 amino acids. The transcript has 3 exons. The record is from RefSeq and is a predicted model, not a curated record.
AUGUCUGGCGCACUCUGGUCUCUUGUUGGGAAAAGAGUCCUAGCGGAAUCCGCAAGGAAUCAUUUCGGAACAGAGGAUCCAUAUUUUGAAGAAGUUCCUGCGUCCCGGCUUGGACGUGCCAUGGGAAAGAAAACCCGCAAGCGUCGCAAGGCCAUUCCCCCAGGCCUUUCUGAAAAGGAUGCCAAAAUCCUCACCCAGGUCAAGCGCCGAGCCUACCGACUCGACUAUGCUCUUUUCAAUCUCUGUGGCAUUCGAUUUGGUUGGGGAAGUGUCAUUGGCCUCGUUCCAUUUAUCGGCGAUGCUGGGGACGCUGCACUGGCCAUGAUGGUCGUGAAAAACUGCGAAGAUAUCGACGGUGGACUCCCGUCACGUUUGCGCAUGAUGAUGAUGAUCAAUGUGAUCGUCGACUUUGUCAUUGGCUUAGUUCCAUUCGUUGGCGACCUUGCAGAUGCUGUUUACAAGUGCAACACUAGAAAUGCCGUCAUUCUCGAGAAACAUCUUCGUGAGAAGGGCGCAAAAGCGAUCAAGAGACAAUCCAAAGAACGAGGAAGGGCACAAGAGCCGCUGGCCAUUGAUACUGUCGAUCACAGUCUUCCAGAGGAAUGGGACAGGCAGGAGAAUGGAGUGGUAGGCAAUGCGCCACCGGCAUAUGAAGAGCAAGGGGCCUCACGAUCACGACACGCCGACAAUGAUGGCACCUAUCCAGCCAGGCCACCACCCACCAGACAAGCUAGGAACAACCGUGGUUUCAGCCGCUGGUUUGGUGGAGCCAGCCAUCCUGACGAGGAUUUGGAGCAAGGAAGGUGA